AAUGAAACUUCUGAAUGAUUUUUUUCCCUCAACAACACCAUUUCAUCUAUUGGAAAAUGGGUUCAAGGAGGACAGCAACACGCUUGUCUUUUGGGAAUGGAAGGUCUAGCAAUGGAGAUGAUGUCACUGGAAGUAGACGGUCUAGUGGCUGCAGCUACCUCAUUAAUGUGAGGCCAGAAAACAGGAGCACACUCUGCAGUGUGAUGGCACAGUUAACGGAAGAAAAGCAGCCCUCUUUUGUGACUACCCUUAAGUCAAAAGCUGUGUCAGAAAGUUGCAAUGUGAAGUUCUCCUGUGUGGUUACAGGAUACCCUGCUCCUCAGGUUAUGUGGUAUAAGGAUGACACACAGCUGGACAGAUUCUGUGGGUUGCCUAAAUAUGAAAUAUUCCACAAUGGACAAAAUCAUUCCCUGCACAUUUACAAAUGCACUGUGGAGGAUGCAGCUAUAUACCAGGCCUCAGCCAUCAACAGCAAAGGAAUUGUGUCCUGCUCUGGGGUUCUGGAAGUAGGCGAAAUGAACGAGUUUAAAAUCCACCAGCGUUACUUUGCCAAACUGAAACAGAAGGCAGAGAACAGGCGAAAGGAACCAGAGGGUAAAGAAAACCAGGAGCCGCUGAGAACCAUCAGUCCAGACCGCACACAGAGGAAACGACGCUCAACAAUGGAGGCCUUUCUCAGUACUCCAAGUUCUAUGGAAGAUGAAGGCAAUGAGGAAAACCAUCAGGCUGUAGCUUUAGAGACUGAACACAGGUUACAGGAAGCCACUGUGAAGGAAGUUGAGAAAAAAACAGUCCAAGUCACUAAUGGAGAGAUGUCUAUGACGAAUGGACAGACUAACAAUGACAAUGGCAGUAAGAGUGGGACAUACAUAUAUGAUUCUGUCCAUAAGACUUUUACUGCACACCACCCAUCAAAAUCUCCCUUUGUUAAGAAGAAAAUUAAAAUUUCCAACAGCACAAAAAUAGCUAAAUCAGAUAUUAUGGGAGAGGGGGUGUCCAGUGAGACAAGGGCAAAAGAUGAGACUUCCAAUGCUGUAGCUCCCUCCUGCAAAGAGGCAACACAGACCAAUGGGACCUCAGAAGAAGUUAUGGAAAUAGAAAAUGAUGUUAGUUCAUUAACUUUGGAUUCAAACUUUGGAGACAUGAAAGAAGAACAUGAGAAGCCAGUAGAAGAGGAAAGUAUGGUUGCUCUAAAGGAGGAUAACACAUGUAUCGAGGUAACUGAAUCUUUACAAAAAGAAAAUCUCACAGUCUCAGUGCCCCCUGUUGCUCUUUCGUCUCCAAGUGACAUUAAGCCAGGAACUGAAGGCAAAAAAGCUGCAAAACAUGAAAUGAAAAGUGAUCACAAAGGUACUGAGGAAACGUUGGAAAUUUGUAUUAGUUCAACCCAAAAAAAGUCAAGCAUCAAAUCAACAGCGCUCAACAUAUCUAAGGAGAACAUUCAUACAACGGAACACAUCCCAACCAUGGAAAUUAAUGGCAAGUUUAAAGCAUCCUCUGGUGGAUGUUUCACAGACAGCUCCAAUGAAUCAGGGGGCACACCAUGGGAUACAAGGACUGCUUUGCUUCAGCGUCCAUGUGAAUUGGCUGGAAAUCAGCUGUCUGAGAAGGAAACAAGGCUCUGCCAAAAAAUGGAGUCAGUGUCUCGAUCGGCUGUGCCAAGUGAGGUUACACAGGCCCAUACAAAGACGAACAGGAAUGACGCACCUGCCAACCUUAAGCUGCCACCUGACCAGUGUACGACCGAACCACAACUGCCACAAAAGACAGACGACAUCCAGACCUCACCUUUAUGCAGUGAUCUUCAGACACCUGCUGACAAAAUGGCACAGGAAACAUGGGAAAAUUCCAGAGAAUCAAAUGAAAGCCAUUCUGUACUUCUUACACGCCUACAUCAGUCACCGCUUGAAAGCCCUGACAGUGGCAAGAACACCCCAGGGUGUAAUGUUUCGCCAGCCAUCCUGCAAAGCCAUGUUGAUACAGCAAUAAAAACUGUUGAAGGGACAGAAAUACAAGAUACUGAGAAGGUAGCGGGUAAUGAGGUAGGUGAGUUAUUUGUACAGACUGACAGUGUGGCCCCAAGUGAGAAGAUAGCUGAAACUGAGACUAAACCUGCUGCUCUACACAUGAAUGAAGCUGAAGCAGGAAAUGUAAAAAGUGCAAAAAAUAACGACUCAGUUGCAUUAGCAAUGGAUGCUACAUAUAUAGAAACCAUGAAGAAUGGACUAAUAUCAAAAGUGGUGGAGAAUACCAGUUCAGAAUUACAAAAACUGAAUUCAGAGACAUUUGAAACUUCUGCCACACUCCUAACAAAGAUCCCCAAAAGCAUAAAAUCACUGGAACAUAAUGUGGACUUUAACGAAAUUACAAAACCUGUGACAAAAGUUAUAUCAAUUGCUGAACUUUUGAGGUCCCAAAUCAAGGCACUUGAAGCAACACAGGAAAAAAAUGCCUCCAGCAUACCAGUCCAUGUCAAUAUCACACAAGUUCCUAAUCCAUCAGUCACAGGAGCAUGUCAGGAAUUUGGAGCUGAUAACAGAGAAUGUAAACUGGAAGUGAAGACACUGAAGUCUAACAAGGAAAUUAAGAGCACUGACAAUAUGCCUCCCAUGAACAUAAAGGCAACACUUAUGAAGAUUUAUCAGCAACUGAAUAAAACUGAAUAUGAGCAAACCACAACGUCAGAUGCAACUUCAGCAACAGUUCGGGAUUUGUGUGAGCCAUCUGUGAAUCCACCUCUAUCUCUAAAAGAAACUGGUGCAGAUGUAGACCUAACUGAACUCCAUCAAAAUGCCAGAAAAGAUAAUGAAGUUGUUAUGGAGAUUAGCCAGGAGACUGAGGCAUCAACUAAGAUUUCUGUAACCGAAUGCUCAGUUGAAGCUUCCCAUUCUGGGAGUAAAAAUGUAAAACACAGUUUUUUUACCUCGACUUCAGAUAUUGAAGUUACUGAUAGGUUUCAGUCAGUUUCAAAUUCACCUGAAAAUGCCAUACAUGAAUGUGGGUCUCCACUUACAGUGACACAUGCAAAGGCCAGUAUUCAAGAGGAGAAUGCUACAAUUUCAGAAGAAAUCAAAGAUGAACCUGUUCAAGACCAGGAAGUUGGAUUAAUACAUAAACUAAUCCCAGAAAUAAAACUAAACAGCAAAAUGGAAAGGGGAAAUACAGAAAGUAAUAUGAGAAUGCUUCAUGAUCAGCAGAAAAUGGAGGAAUGCAACAUAAACAUAUUUUCUUUACAGAAAGUAGAUAAUCACUCAUCUGAAGGUGAAUUUAGCAUUGGCACACCAAAGAAUGAUAUUCCUCUAAUUCAGCAGGAAAGCUCAGCGGUUAGGGAAAGUUUGAAAGUGGACUCCUGUAUAAAUUCAACUCCAGAGCCUAGUCCACGGUUAAAGAAAAUAAAUGAUGUUUCUCCAAUCCCCUCUGCUACUCCACAAGAGUUAGCCUCUGGGGCACGCCGCAAAAUCCUUACACUUAAGGCCAAACCUGAGGAAACUGCAGAGUACACAUCACCCACUGACUUCCAAACUCUAAUUAAGGAGGUACAUGGCCAGAGCAGCAAGCUCUCCACAAGUUCAUUGACCCUCUCCGUGUCUCCAAGCCUGUCUCGACAGUCACGUUUACAGCAGCAAGCUGAAGAACAAACCUCCUCAGCAGAAAGGUGUGUUCCAUCCAUCACCAGACGGAAGACAACAUCUGAAACUCAAGAACCAGGUCAGCAAAUUACUGAGGAGAUUCACAAUGAGGGUAAACCUGCAGAGAAGGACAAGCAUGACCCAUUUAAAGCUCCUCAAGUUAUCCGUAAGAUCAGGGGUGAGAUAUUUGCAGAUGCCUCAGGACACUUGAAACUGUGGUGCCAGUUCUUCAACAUCCUUAGUGACUCUGCAAUCAAGUGGUACAAAGAUGAAGAGGAGAUUGCUCAGGUUAAAAGAAAUGCAGGGGAUGAAACUCAGCUCAAUCUUGCCAUUGUUCAGGCAUCAUGCAAAGACUCUGGUGUUUAUGGAUGCUCCAUAACAAAUCAACAUGGGACAGACUCCACAGACUUGCUUCUCAGUGCAGAUAUAUUGGCUGGCAUGUCCCUGCGUGAGGAUCUUGGUGUUGGAGAGGAAAUCGAAAUGACGCCGCUAAUAUUCAACAAGGGUUUGGCAGAUUCUGGUGUCUGGGGAAACAAAUUCUUCGGACGUAUAAUGAUGACAGAAUCUCAUAUUGGAGAUGGCUGCUCCCAUAAAGUCUGGAGAGCGAAGGUCAUCUAUGGUCUGGAGCCUGUGUUUGAGUCCGGUAACACAUGUAUCAUUAAAGUACGUAGCCCUAUCACAUAUGGAGGCAAAGAGGAAAGCUGUCUCAUAGACAGGAACCUGGACAUGAUGAAGCAGGAAUGUAAAAUCCAAAAUUUGGCUCGGGAAUACUGCAAAAUCUUCUCUGCAGAGGCAAGAGUCAUAGAAAGCUUUGGAUCCUCUCUUGAGGUAAUACCAAUCUACUUGAUGUACCGACCAGCAAACACAAUCCCCUAUGCUACAGUGGAGACUGAUCUGACAGGAGUUUAUAAGAAAUAUUCUGUCCUGGAUCGUACAGGCAAGAUAGACAUGAGAACUGGCUCUGAGGUGGAGCAGAAGUGCUGUACAUUGCAGCACUGGAUCUUUCAGUGGACUAAUGGCAAUCUGUUACUCAGUCAGCUAGAAGGUGUUGACACUAAGAUCACCAAUGUUGGAAUUUCAGUCAAAUCAACAGGGCAUCAAGGUUUAUCUGUUGAAGGGGACCCCAAAGUUUUUGAACAGUUUGUCUCACAACACAAGUGCAACUACUUCUGUGGUCUGCUUGGUUUGAAAUCUCUAAAGGUCAUGGAUUCUUUAAUGACACCAACAAAGCCAAAGGGAUCCAGAAGCCCCUUACUUCAACGCAAGAUGACUGCCGGCUCUUCCAGCCCUCAGACCAGCAGGAAAGCUGCUGGAAGCCCCAGGGUGCCCAGGAAGUCUGAGCAAGAUGGCAAGAAGACUCCCACCAAACAAAAAGCUACGGAUCUUCCUAAAAUGGCCAAGACAGCAUAGAAUAAACAUCACUUAAUAAGACUUUGAAGAUCAGUAUAUUCACACAACUCAAGAGUAGUUUGUUGGAUCCUUAGCGGAUCCCAACAGCGAAGAACAAAGAAAUUUAUUAAUUUUUUGGCUCAACUAUUUAAUUUAAUUGUCACCAUUCCUUGUUUUUUUUUUUGUUUUUUGUUUUGUUUUUUGCCACUUGCCAUGGUGAAUCUCUGUUUUAUGCUUCAUUCAUUUUUAAAAUUAAGAGCAAAAACUGUUGGGUAGGAAAGGGUCUCCUUCAGAGAAUUUUGUUCCACAGUUAAGCUCCAUGGAUCACAGAUUUGGAUCCAUCUCAGGCCAGUGGAUAUUUACUACAUGAAUGCCUCUUUGACUAAAGUGGCAUUAUUUGGUAUUUACUGUUUGCAUAAUUAAAAAAAAAUUGCCUCAAUAUGUAGUAAGCCUUUGGUCAUAUUGCACAUUUUUAAAGCUGGGAGAAGUUAAUUACUUUCAAGAGUGUAUAAAACCAAAUGUAGCUUCACAUGACACUGUUAUACAGUGGCAAAUGGUGCUGUGCUUUUAUAAUAUAACCUGACAUGUUUACUUGCUAUUCUACUUUGCACUUUGCAUUUCUAGAAACUGCACCUUUGAACUCAACUGGCUGUACAAUAAAAGAUACAACUGCAUUUUUUUU
This is a messenger RNA of Melanotaenia boesemani (Boeseman's rainbowfish), 5700 nucleotides long. RefSeq names its product serine-rich adhesin for platelets-like. The coding region runs from base 15 to 5039 and encodes 1674 amino acids. NCBI's taxonomy places the organism in Eukaryota, Metazoa, Chordata, Actinopteri, Atheriniformes, Melanotaeniidae. Gene Ontology annotation, biological process: cardiac muscle cell development; protein phosphorylation. The transcript is spliced from 14 exons. The record is from RefSeq and is a predicted model, not a curated record. Gene Ontology annotation, molecular function: protein serine/threonine kinase activity; ATP binding. Gene Ontology annotation, cellular component: nucleus.